Molecule: messenger RNA, 5922 nt
Organism: Rhineura floridana
Lineage: Eukaryota; Metazoa; Chordata; Lepidosauria; Squamata; Rhineuridae
Gene: WWC1
Product: WW and C2 domain containing 1
Exons: 23
Coding region: 765-4112 (1115 amino acids)
Biological process (GO): negative regulation of organ growth; cell migration; regulation of hippo signaling
Cellular component (GO): cytoplasm
Molecular function (GO): molecular adaptor activity; kinase binding
Source: RefSeq, a predicted model, not a curated record
AGCCCAGGUUCGGCUGUGCCCAACCUGAGCAGAAGCAGCCUACGGAUCAUCGCUCUCUUCCAGCUCCCUGCCCUAGGCAGGAGGAGGCGCUUAUCUCCAGCGCGGCCGUAUUUACAGUAAUAGCAGCCGCUGUCACAUUUCACUCUCUCGUAGAAGGUUCAGGCGGUUCUACUACUACUUGCUUUACAGUAGCACCGGCAGGAGGGGAGGAGGGGAAGAAGGAACCUGGGAGUCGGUAGCAGCCGCAGCCGAAGCAUUGUAAGAGUCUCUGGUAGAGCGGACGGAGCGGCAGAAGAGGAAGCUCGGGAGAAACGGCGUGGGCUCGGCCCCUUGGAAGACUGGCGCCGGCAUCGUCCCGCUGAGGCUCCGGGGAACUUUCCCCGUUGAAAGAAGAGGCGAUGGAGUUGUGAAGCGAAAACGCUAGGUUGCUCUUUGCCCUUCGGGAGGACGUCCAAGGCUGACGGCCAGCCCCGCUCGCCUGGGCUCUGGCGUUGCCUGCAACACCUGGAAGAAUUUCCCUCUCCCUCAACUAGCAGCGCCUCCCCCCCCUUUCCUUAGCGCCGUACGGCUGAGGAUGCGAGGCUCCCGGCCCGCCGGCUGCCUCGUUCCCGCCACGCUGCCCGCCGCGGCCCCUCGCUCCAGCCCGCCGUGCCAGCUGCUGGGCUGGGCGGGGGGUUGCUGAGCUCUUUGCAUGGGGCCGCUGCAGCUGCUGGGCUCGGUCCCUCUGUCUGCUGCUACUGCAGCCGCCCCCGUCGAAGGAGAAGAUGCCCAGACAGGAGCUGCCUUUGCCCGAGGGCUGGGAGGAAGCUCGCGACUACGAUGGCAAAGUCUAUUACAUCGACCACGCCACCAAAACCACCAGCUGGGUCGACCCGCGGGACAGGUAUACUAAAUCACUAACCUUUGCUGACUGCAUAAGUGAUGAAUUACCAUUGGGAUGGGAAGAGGCAUAUGACCCCCAAGUUGGAGUCUAUUAUAUCAACCACAACACCAAAACUACCCAGAUAGAGGAUCCUCGAAUACAAUGGCGGCGGGAGCAAGAACACAUGCUGAAGGACUACCUUAUACUGGCACAAGAAGCACUGACAGCUCAGAAAGAGAUCUACCAAGUCAAGCAACAAAGACUUGAACUGGCCCAGCAGGAAUACCAACAACUUCAUGAUGUCUGGGAGCACAAGCUGGGGUCUCAGACUAGUUUGGUCUCCAGUUCCUCAUCUAGUUCAAAAUAUGAUCCAGAAAUUCUUAAAGCAGAAAUUGCUACCACAAAAUCUAGGGUAAAUAAACUGAAGAGAGAAGUUGCUCACAUGAGACAGGAACUCCAAUAUAAGGAACUUGGUUUUCAAACACUGAAGAAAAUUGAUAUCAAAAUGUCCGAUACCCAAGGUGGAUAUCAACUUGAUGAGGCACAAGCCAUCUUAAGUGAAAUGAAAGCUAUCAAGAAGGCCAUCACUUGUGGAGAGAAAGAAAAGCAAGAUCUCAUUAUGAACCUUGCCAGGUUGACAGCUAAUUUUGUGACAGAUAGAGGAUCACAUUCACACUUGUGGGCCAGCAGCACAUCCUCCGAAGACUCCAGUCUUUCAUUACCUAAGCAGUAUCUGGAUGCUGGUUCCCAAACUGAUGUGUCUGGAAAUUUUACUCCGAACAGUAACAAUCAAUUGGCUGAGAAGGUGAUAUUGCGUCUCCAAUAUGAAGAUGCUAAGCGAAGAAUAGCAAAUUUGAAGAUACAGUUGGCUGAACUGGAUAGUGAGGCCUGGCCUGGUGUGCUAGAUUCUGAACGAGACCGAUUAAUGUUAAUCAAUGAGAAGGAGGAACUUCUAAAGGAAAUGAGAUUCAUUAGCCCUAGAAAAUGGACUCAGGGUGAAGUAGAAAGGCUGGAGAUGGAAAGAAAACGUCUAGAAGAAGAUCUUCAGACUGCAAGAGAUACACAAAGCAAAGCUUUAACUGAAAGAUUGAAAUUAAAUAGUAAAAGAAAUCAGUUGGUUCGAGAACCAGAGGAAACAACACGAUUAAUGGCAAUGUUGCACAUCCAGUUGAAAAACCUGUCCUCGAGCAUGCUUUCCCUGUCAUCUGGCAGCAGUCCUGGCUCUCUUGCGUCUAGCAGGGGCUCUCUGGUCACCUCAAGCCAGGAUUCUUCAAACUCAGCCAGCUUUACCGAUCUGUUCAAUGAACAGUUUGAACAGCUGGACUCUGACUACCAGACCAAAAUGGACAUGCUUUUGGAGAGAGUCACAAGUUUUCGGCCUUCAGGCUGCAUCACUACUAUCCAUGAGAAUGAGGUGGUGAAAACUCAGAAAACCGAUGCCACUAACCGUUUGCAGGCCCUGAGAUCUUUGUCUGGGACACCAAAAUCAUUGACUUCUUUGUCUCCAAGGUCAUCCCUCUCUUCUCCCUCUCCACCUUGUUCACCACUAGUGAUAGACCCAUUCUUCACAGGAGAUACUUUCAUUAGUCAAAUGGAUUUUGAAGAUACAGAAAUAAACAGUGGUCUCUCUGAACUUAAUCUAAACACAGGAAGUGGCAAGAAGUACAGAACAGAAGAAUCAAGGACUGGUGUCAAACAUCUGGAUCAAGGUGUAAGUAUGGUAGAAGGAGCUGCUCUGAAGAUAGCAUGUGUAUCAGCUGCAGUGUCAGAUGAGUCAGUUGCUGGAGACAGUGGUGUGUACGAAGCAUCUGUGCAAAGAACUUGUGUGUCGGAGGCUAUUGUGUUUGACAACGAUGAUGCAGACACAGCUAGUACUGCUAAAGUUAAAAUUUCAAUGAAGUAUGAUGACAAAAAUAAACAGUUUGCAAUAUUAGUUGCCCAGUUGAAUAAUGUGCCUGUUAUCCUGCAACAGCAAGACCAGAAAGUGAGUAUUCGUGUGGCUGUUCUUCCUUCUUCUGAAAGCACAAGCUGUUUGUUCCGCACAAGACCAACGGAAGCAUCAGACAAUCUAAUUUACAAUGAAUUAUUUUGUGUUGCAAUCCCUUACUCUGUUUUACGACAGAAGACACUAAGGGUUGAUGUCUGCACAGUGGAUAAGUGCCAUCUUGAAGAGUGCUUGGGAGGUGCACAAAUUAGUCUUGCUGAGAUUUGCAGAUCUGGAGAGAGAUCAACGCGUUGGUACAACCUCCUUAGCCAUAAAUACCUCCACACUCAAAGCAGUAAAAAUAAGCAAGAUGAUGCCUGUUCCAAACUACCCUGCACUGAGAAAAUGGACUCUGUAUCUGCACUGCUGGAACAAACUGCUGUUGAACUAGAAGCUGUAGAGAAAAAACUAGAAGAAAGCAGAAGCUCUUUACUUACUAAUGAGAACUGGCAAGAUGAAGAAGAUGCUGAACAAGAUGGCAACAGUGAAAGUGAAGUAGUAGAAGAAGAAUUUUAUGGUGGGAGGACAAUAUGGGAAACAGAAGAGAUCGCAUCAUCCUUGUCACAGGCUGAGUCAGCAGCCAUCAAGGUGGAUAAAGAGACCAACACGGAGAGCCUUAUACCAUCUUCCACAGCAGUUCGUCCAAAAGAUAAAAGAACAUCUAACCCUCUACGAACUCCAUUUGUUAGGGGCAGCACUAUUAUCCGAUCCAAAACCUUUUCUCCAGGACCACAGAGCCAGUAUGUGUGUCGGCUUAAUCGCAGCGACAGUGAUAGUUCAACAUUGUCUAAGAAACCAUCCUUUGUUCGAAAUGCUGUGGAGAGGCGAAGUGUCAGGAUGAAAAGGUCUUCUGUUAAAACCACUGGGGCUGAGCGUUUAAUACGUACCUCUUUGGAUCUGGAAUUGGACUUGCAGGCUUCAAAGACCUGGCACAAUCAGUUGGUUCAAGAGAUCUCUGCCCUCAAGCAGCUAAAAGAACAAUUAGAACAAGCUCAAAGUCAGGGGGGAAAGGAAUUACCCUGGUGCAUAGACGAGGAUGAACGAUUUCGGAUGUUGAUGAGACUGGUGGAGAAACAGGUAGAAAAAGUUGAAUGUAAGUGUGAGCUGAAAGCUAAUAAAAUGAUGAGAGCAGCUGCUAAAGAUGUGCAUAGGCUACGAGGGCAGAGUCGAAAGGAGCCCCUAGAGGUGCAGUCAUUCAGAGAGAAAAUGGCGUUUUUCACACGACCGAGGAUAAACAUUCCUGCUCUCUCUGUGGAUGAUGUUUAAUGUCUAUUUAAGUAUUUCUUUUCAGACCACUUCAGAAAAGUAUAAUUUUGUUUCACUGAAGUUUAUUUAUGUGGUAUUAUAAAGGUACAAAGUCAUUUGUAUGUUGAUGGCUUUACCACCUCUAUGUUCACAUUUUUAGCUUUCUCCUUGUCAUCUUAAACCACACCAUUAAAAAUAACAUGAUUAUAUAGUUUGUAUAUUUAGCAAUGUACUUUUUGGAAAGUAUUUUUGAAAUAUGAACAAAUUCAACUGGAAAAUUUGUUUUAAUAAAUCCAUUUAGAUAUUUUGUACAGCUCUCCUUUUUUAAAGAGGUUUUACUGCAAUAAAUUUGAAUCUGAGAGAGCAUCAUCCUAUGAUUCUAAAAUAUAUCCCAAUUCUUAUAUAACUAGCUUUUGCUAAUUUAAAUAUUUUUGUACAAAACAGAAGAUGAAAGAAGCCUUUUUUCUUUUUAAACAGCUGUGAACGAGCUCUCUGUGAGCUAUAAAACAUUUCCUUUUCCUUCCAGGUCAUAAAAAUGGGUGUGGAGUUCAAAAUGCUUAUGCACUUUAAUUUGGAGAUUGUUACUUCAGCUCAUUACGUACUUGACCUGUCAAAAGUUCCAAAGCCCAGUGAACCCUUUGCUACAGGGAGAGAGCUACAUGGAACAUAUGUCCCUGUGAGACUUUCUGGUGGCUCGGUGUUUUGCUUAACAACAACAACAAAAUCCUAACCAACUAGCACACAAAAAUAAUUCAUUUUUUAAAGGAAAUUGACAUUUGUUUUAAAAUGAUUUUCAAGUUGGUUUAAUAAACAAUGAAAUCCUUGUGUAAUCCUAACAGUUCACAAAGAGCAGCAGCCACUGAACUUUUACGAACACAAGUAUUUUGCCCAUAGUUUUUUCUUUAAAUCUGUGGAGUCUUUUAUGUUUUUUUAAUCUGAUCAUAUCCCUCUGCCCUUUAUUGAAUGGAAUAACUAAUUUGGAGUGGGUUUCCUCUUACCACCUUUGAAAACAGCUACUAAACAACAUGCAAUGAAGCCUUGUCUAGACUGUAACUGUGUCUAAAAGCCAUAGCUUUCCAUACUGUUGUUAGCAUUUAUGUAUAUAUAUAUAUAUAUAUAUAUAUAUAUAUAUAUAUAUAUAUUUCAGCUUGCUCACCUUGGUUGGUAAUAUUUCUAUUUUAACUUGUGUGCGCACACAAGCAUUCUUUUGCUUGAACUCUCACCUUUGUGCAUAUAUGCAUACAUGCACAGCCUGUCCAGGCAGUAUAUUCUAGGGCAAGCUUUUAGCCUAGUAUGAGUCUCAGAUGCAUGCCCAUUUCUGCUUCCUGUCUCUGUAGGGAAAAAUAAUGAAUUGGGAUGUACUGUUUUUGAACAUUAGUGUCUUGAUGAGCAACAACAACAACAACAACAACACCCUAUAGAUAUUUCUGGAUACUAUAUGAGGGAAUAAAUGAAUGGUGAGAGGGAGGCCUGUGUGAGAGCCUGAGACUCAUACUGGGUUGAGAUCUUCGUAAUGUAGUACCUGAACAGGCCCACACAUUUUCUCCAUCCCCCCGCCGCACCACUUGUUUCCCACACUCAUUUCUCUAACUGUUGCCAACACAAGAAUGAGAGCAAUGGGGACAGGAAUAUAAAAAGGCCUUAAAGGUCCACAAACCAAAAUGCGCCUUCAUGAGUAAAGCCAACAAGUGGUUUAAAACUGGCUCUUGAAAUGUACAUAUUUCUUUUUCAUGUAAAAGAACACUUUAAUAGGCAAGCACUAAAUGAUUGACUUUAUAUCAAUUUUAAAUUUUUGUCAGGAUUAACAGAUUAAAAUUGCUAUAGAAAUUUA